Molecule: messenger RNA, 1377 nt
Organism: Centruroides sculpturatus (bark scorpion)
Lineage: Eukaryota; Metazoa; Arthropoda; Arachnida; Scorpiones; Buthidae
Product: probable pyruvate dehydrogenase E1 component subunit alpha, mitochondrial
Exons: 8
Coding region: 1-1233 (410 amino acids)
Molecular function (GO): oxidoreductase activity, acting on the aldehyde or oxo group of donors, disulfide as acceptor
Source: RefSeq, a predicted model, not a curated record
AUGUCCUUCGGAGUGAUGCGGUGGCCGUGGAACUCAAAUGACGUCAGAGGCAACAGAUGUGAUUGGGUGAUCCACUAUGAGGGGUUGGGACGUAAUAGAUGUACGGUAAAGCACGAGAGCGCUCGCUCUCUCUCUCUCUGUGCCUCUCCCCCGUUCCGACAUCCCCGUGCAACAUCAUUGGACGCUACCGUAUUUCCGUUCAAGAGACAUGUUGGAUUACCUUGUGCAUAUUCAACGGAAGCUACUUUCCAAACUAAGCCAUUCAAAUUGCAUCUUCUUGAAAAUGGUCCUUCCACGGAGGUCACUGUCACCCGGGACGACGCCCUCCAUUAUUAUAAACAGAUGAUGAUGAUUCGUCGCUUGGAAGCUGCAGCCAAUAAUAUGUACAAAGAAAAAACCAUUAGAGGAUUUUGUCAUUUAUAUUCAGGACAGGUAAAUUAUUAUUAUAAAUACGGACGAGAAGCAGGAUGUGCCAGAGGUAAAGGAGGCUCAAUGCAUAUGUAUUCAUCUAACUUCUUUGGAGGAAAUGGAAUUGUAGGUGCUCAGGUACCAUUAGGUGCAGGAAUUGCAUUUGGUUUAAAAUAUCUUGAUAAAGAUGACAUAUGCCUUGCAUUAUAUGGAGAUGGUGCUGCAAAUCAAGGCCAAGUUUUUGAAGCGUAUAAUAUUGCUAAAUUAUGGAAUCUCCCUGUAAUAUUUAUAUGUGAAAAUAAUGGUUAUGGAAUGGGAACGAGUGCUGAUAGGGCUGCAGCUUCCACGGAUUAUUAUACUAGAGGUGAUUACAUACCAGGUAUUUGGGUAGAUGGUAUGGAUAUUUUAGCUGUAAGAGAAGCAACUUUCUUUGGUGCAGAGUUAUGUAGAUCUGGAAAGGGUCCGCUAGUCAUGGAAGUUGCAACUUACCGUUACCACGGUCACAGUAUGAGUGAUCCUGGAACCAGUUAUCGAACCAGAGAAGAAAUUCAAGAAGUGAGACAAACUCGUGAUCCGAUCACUUCUUUUAGAGAAAAAAUAAUUACUGCCAAUCUUGUCACCAGUGAGGAAUUAAAGAAAAUUGAACAGGAUGUUCGUAAAGAAGUUGAAGAAGCUACAGAAGUAGCAAAAUCAUCUAAAGAAAUUCCAUUGGAAGAGAUGUUUGCAGAUAUUUAUGUAGAGCCUAUAAAACAAAAAAUCAGAGGAGUGACACCUUUUACAGAACAUACACACAAAAGAAUUUCAACACCAUUGAAUGCUAAGUGAUUCAGAUUAAUUUAACUUUAAUUAAUUAUGCAGAAGAAGAAAGAAAAUAUGUAAUUAGAAUGUAAAAGUUUUUUAUCUUUAAAAUGUCCAGAUGGAAACUAUUUAAAAAUUGUUUCUAUCUAAUUAAAGUGUUAUAUAUGUGAA